Molecule: messenger RNA, 1611 nt
Organism: Helobdella robusta
Lineage: Eukaryota; Metazoa; Annelida; Clitellata; Rhynchobdellida; Glossiphoniidae
Exons: 2
Coding region: 1-1611 (536 amino acids)
Source: RefSeq, a predicted model, not a curated record
AUGGCUUCCAAGAGAAGAUCUUGUAAAAAUAAACCCGACGUAUUUUGCUAUAUCUGCGGUGAAUACACACUUGUUCAUAACAGGAAUCAAGUCACAUGUUUCAUAAAGCGUGCUUACCAUGCUUAUUUUGGUAUUAAACUUGGUGACCAGGAUAAAGAUUGGGCGCCACACAUGGUAUGCAAGGCUUGCACCGUGUAUCUGCGUCAGUGGACGAAGGGCAAGAAGACGUGUCUGAAGUUUGGAAUUCCCAUGGUUUGGCGGGAGCAGAGAAACCAUGACACUGACUGCUACUUCUGUAGCAUCGAUCUGACUGGGAUAAACAGAAAGAACCGAAGCAGCCUCGAGUAUCCUGAUUUGCAAUCCGCACGUCGUCCUGUAGCUCAUUGUGAUGAUAUUCCAGUACCUGUGUUUCACAAACUUCAAGACAUCAGUGAUGACGAAUCCUCCAGUGAUGAAGAUCAAGAAACAGAAGAAGAAUGGCCAGUUGUUGACGAUGAAACUCCACAGCUUUUUUCCCAACAGGAGCUAAAUGAUCUAGUUCGCGACCUCAGCUUGUCAAAGGCCUCUGCUGAACUGCAUCAAGAGUACCUCCAAUUUUUCUCGGAGGUGCAGGACUUGGUGUACUGCACAGAUAUUGCACAGCUUCUGCACCACCUGGGAGUGCCGCAGUACAAGCCCGAAGACUGGAGACUGUUCAUUGACAGCAGCAAGCGGUCACUGAAAUGUGUUCUACUGCACAACGGCAACCAGUUUGCCUCUGUGCCCCUUGCUCACUCUACUAAACUGAAGGAGAAGUAUGAAGCGGUGAAGUAUGUGCUGGAGAUGAUUCGUUAUGAUCAGCAUAAGUGGGUUAUUUGUGUCGACCUGAAGAUGAUGAAUUUUUUGUUGGGGCAACAAUCCGGGUUCACCAAAUACCCAUGUUUUCUGUGCAUGUGGGACAGUAGAGACACUACUCACCAUUACACGAAGAAGGACUGGCCUGUGCGAGAGGAACUAGUGCCUUGCAGAGCAAGUAACGUUAUCAACAGCCCUCUGGUGGACAGAGACAGGAUACUCUUCCCACCACUGCACAUCAAGCUUGGCUUGAUCAAGCAGUUCACAAAAGCUCUAGACAAGGAAGGUGGCUGCUUCAAUUACAUGUGCCAGACAUUUCCGGGAGUAACCAUAGUGAAGUUAAAAGCUGGUAUCUUUGACGGUCCUCAAAUCCGUCGGCUCAUCAGAGAUCCAGAGUUUGAAAAAUCAAUGAACAAAGUGGAACAGGAAGCAUGGAAUGCUUUUGUUCUCGUUGUGAAAAACUUCCUUGGCAACAACAAGGCCAGAAACUAUGCUGAACUUGUCAACAAUAUGGUGACUGCUUUCAAAAAACUCGGAUGCAACAUUAGCAUCAAACUGCAUUAUCUAUUUUCACAUAUGGAUCGUUUUCCUGAGAAUCUUGGAUCAAUGAGCGACGAGCAGGGAGAGAGAUUCCACCAGGAGAUGAAGGAGAUGGAGACCAGGUAUCAGGGACGUUGGAAUGCCGUCAUGAUGGCUGAUUACUGCUGGACUCUAAAGAGAGACAUCCCUGAUGCUGAGCAUUCCAGGGUAUCCAAUAAACGGAAGUUCCAGCCCUAA